AUGUCUGAAGGAUUUGAUGUCCUCAGAACUGUAGAUGUUCUAUUCAAGAUAUUCAAGAUACUUGGCAUUGAUGCUGGCGAACAUCUAAUACUGUACGCUCGAGAAAAAUUUGGUGGAAUGCUCCACGCUUCAAAAUUUGCCUGGCUGUUCAAGUCCUACGGUCAUGAAAAGAUAUCGCUUGUUGACGGUGGAUUUGAUGAAUGGGUGAAAAGAGGACACGAAAUCAGUAAAGACGACGUUAAAUUGCAGCGUGGAACGUGGAAGGCCAGUGAUAACAUGGCCAAGUACAACAUCAAGUUCGAACAGCUGGAGGAACAACAUGGUGACAAAAAGUACAUCGAGUGGACGGAUGAUAUAAAUCUGCUCGAUGCAAGAGUACGAGGGCAGUUUGAGGGUACUAUUCCUACUGACUGCCCACCAAAUGUUGUCGGAACACACAUUCCUGGUUCUAAGUGCUUGCCAGCAGAAGAGCUGGUUGAGGAAGGCGUCAUGCUAGACAAUGAGGAAAUUCGCAACCGUGAGUAA
Cooperia oncophora is the source of this 525-nucleotide messenger RNA. The record is from the annotation of a GenBank genome assembly. Lineage: Eukaryota; Metazoa; Nematoda; Chromadorea; Rhabditida; Trichostrongylidae.